UUGAGGAUCAAUAUAACAUACCAUCAUUGUUAGCAAGCCGAUCAGUUUGUUUACCUUGAUGUAAGCAGACUGCAUUACAAUGGAGAAUAACACCAGUGAGGAGGAGAGCCAGCCCUCUGCCAGCAGGAUGAGGAGAUGCUGGAAUAAGAUUAUGCGGAAUAAAUUUCUGGCUUCAAGUCUGACAGCUGUUGUCCUGGGUAUUGUCCUGGGUUUUGUUCUCAAGAUCUGUGUCCACAUGACCGAACUCCACCAACUCUACAUUGGCUUUCCAGGAGAAUUACUCAUGCGGAUGCUUCAGGCGGUGACCAUUCCUCUCAUUGUUACAAGUGUGAUAACAGGAGUUUCUGGUCUAAGCGUUAAAACCUCCAAAAGAAUUGGUUUACGUGCAGUGAUAUACUUUGUCUCAACCACUCUUCUGUCUGUUUGUACUGGAUUGAUACUGGUACUGCUAAUCAAGCCAGGAAUUGCUUAUGCUGUUAAAAAAGAUGAUGACGAAUAUGAGCAGGCCUUCUCCACUAUCGAUGCCUUGUUGGAUCUAAUAAGAAACAUGGUCCCAGACAACUUGAUUCUGGCUUGCUAUAGACAGCUUUUGGUCUUGUUACAGAAUUUGACAGAAAUGCAAGUGGUGGGAAGCUAUGUUGAAGGAACCAACAUACUGGGCCUGAUUGUCUGGUCUUUUAUUCUUGGUGUGAUCCUUAACAGAAUGGGAGAAAGUGGCCAAGCGCUUAUGGAGUUUUUGACUAUCCUCAACGAGGCCACAAAAUGUGUGGUUGACUUGAUACUGGGCUACUUGCCAAUUGGAGUGCUGUUCCUGAUUGCAAGCCAUGUUGUUGAGGUUCACGACUGGGAAACUACCUUCAAACUCGGAAAGUUCAUGGUAGUAGUUAUUACUGGGCUUAUAAUCCAUGGAACAAUAACUCUACCACUGAUGUAUUUGCUGAUAACGAGAAGAAACCCCAUUGCUGCUAUCAAGGGGUUUUCUCCUGCCUUACUGACUGCAUUGGUCAUUUCGUCCAGCUCUGCCACACUGCCACUUACUUUGCAAUGUUGUGAGGAGCGACUGAAGUUCGACAAAAGAAUCACUCGCUUCAUGCUGCCCAUCGGAACCAAUAUCAACAUGGAUGGGACUGCCCUUUAUGAAGUGGUGGCAGUAGUUUUCAUCGCUCAGCUCAAUCACAUCGAGCUGAACCUGAGCCAGUUGAUUACUCUUUCUGUGACAUCAACAGUGUCCAGUAUAGGAGCAGCAGGGACCCCAGCUACAGGAGCAGUGACCACUAUCUUAGUUUUGUCUGCGAUUGGUCUACCUGCGAAGGAGGCCACCAUUCUGGUUGUUAUAGAAUGGCUCCUAGACCGCUGCAACACUGUUGUCAAUGUCAUGGGAGACUGCAUCGGCGUGGCCAUCAUUCACCAAGUGUCAAAGAAUGAGCUGGCAGAAAUGGAUGAGCAAGUACAGGAAAUGACAAGGAUGCAUGGCAGUGAUGAUGAAAGCCUCUCCCCAGAUGAGAUCCAGGUCCACAUCAGAAGCCAGGACUCUAAUAAAGACAUCCUCUACAUCCUGUCAGAAUCACCCCCCUCAGACGGUGAUGGAGAGGAGCACAACGAGGGCCAGUUCAGUGAGGACUCUUGUCGUGGGUUCUUGUACAGCCAGCUUGAAUAUCCCCCAAUCCCCGGCCAGGAUGUACAAGUAGUGUUAGCUCAGACUGAACCGAGAGAACCAUGAUGGACUUUCUCUUUAAUUUGUUAUUGUUUGUUAUGAUUUAAUUUGCAUCACACUUAUUUCAUUUUAUAUUAGUAAUGUAGUUGCUUAUGAUAGUACCAGUUAUAGUCUAGUUAUUU
Messenger RNA from Morone saxatilis (striped sea-bass), 1836 nucleotides. Its product is annotated as excitatory amino acid transporter 3-like. Bases 80 to 1720 code for a protein of 546 amino acids. NCBI's taxonomy places the organism in Eukaryota, Metazoa, Chordata, Actinopteri, Moronidae. Gene Ontology annotation, biological process: L-glutamate transmembrane transport. The record is from RefSeq and is a predicted model, not a curated record. The transcript has 12 exons. Gene Ontology annotation, molecular function: L-cysteine transmembrane transporter activity; glutamate:sodium symporter activity; L-glutamate transmembrane transporter activity. Gene Ontology annotation, cellular component: plasma membrane.